Molecule: messenger RNA, 1686 nt
Organism: Exophiala spinifera
Lineage: Eukaryota; Fungi; Ascomycota; Eurotiomycetes; Chaetothyriales; Herpotrichiellaceae
Exons: 3
Coding region: 1-1686 (561 amino acids)
Biological process (GO): P-body assembly; cytoplasmic stress granule assembly
Cellular component (GO): P-body
Molecular function (GO): mRNA binding
Source: RefSeq, a predicted model, not a curated record
AUGGACAUGGAUCAUUUGAUCGGCCAGAGGUUCAACCUCAUCUCCAAAAGUGAAAUUCGCUAUCUCGGCACGCUUCACGAAAUAAACCCUGAACAAUCUACAAUCGCACUCGAGAACGUCUACUCGUUUGGGACCGAAGAUCGAAAGGCGGAGAAAUUUAUCCCCCCUUCACAGCAGAAAUAUGGCUUUAUCGUUUUUCGAGGCAGCGAUGUCAAGGAUAUCAAGAUUGCAGAGGAGGAACAGUCACAGCCAUCUCCUCCUCCAAGCAUGCCAAAUGAUCCAGCUAUUCUGAACGCGUCUCAGCCAGGUCCGCCGCCUCCUGGUCCCCCACGCGAACAUUUCUCUCCUCCUGGCUACCCUCCGCAUCCUCCCUUCGGCGGCUUCUAUCCUCCAGGGCAAUUCGGCAGAGGGUAUGGUCCCCCUCCUGGUGGAUUUGGACCUCCUGGACCUGGGUUCUCACCUUACGGGCCGCCUCCCCCUGGAUACUUUGGUCCUCCAGGGCAGGGCUUCCCGCAAGGCCCUGGUCCCCAGUUUCAACCUUCCCCGGCCCCCAUUGGACCUCCAAGUCAGGGUAACAAUGGUCCGCCACCCGCAUCUCAACCUCCACAAGACCCUCAUUCUCGACCUGCUCCGAAUAGUGCGAAUAACAACCUCACUUCCGAACUACCAGUUGACAACAAAGCUGCCCAACCCCCCUUCCCUGUACCACCAAAAGACGCCCCAACUCAAUCAAAGCCCACAGCCGCUCAGGUGGCGGCUAAGCCGCCUCCAGCACCAAAAACUGGGUCCCAGGCGGCACCGACAAAAGCUGCGGCACCAGGUCCCAAGUCCAGUAAAGUCGCCCCAGCAGUUCCUUUCACAGUCAAUCAAAAAUCAUUCACUCCUCCAGCUGUACCUGCAGCAGAUGUGUCAGCAACGAAUGGCACUGCCCCGAAACCUGCAAAGCCCAUUUCGUCUCAAUCAGCAAUGGACGAGGCAGCCAGACAAGCGAAAGAAGCGGUAGCAGCGGCUAUGGCUAAGCUUAAUCCCCAAGCAGCAGCUACCGCGCAGACCAAACCCGCUCCCAUAUCAGCAUCUGUUGAUGCGGUAACAAGGAAGCUGGCAGAAGUGUCCACCUCAGGCUCCACGAACGGCACCGUCCGUGGAGGUAGAGGCUCGUUCCGCGGCCAACGAGGUGGACGUGGCGGUGGAGCCAAGAGGAUUGAAAUACCAAACUCUGACUUCGACUUCGAGUCUGCAAAUGCGAAAUUCAACAAGGAAGAUCUGAUCAAAGAAGCCAUAGCCACAGGAUCUCCGCCCGUUGCUGGAGCCGAGGAGAACGUGGUAUCUGAGCCAGUCGACGGCGACGCGACAGCCACUACACCGCAAAGAAAGGACAGUUUGAAUGCUGCCCCAGCUUAUAACAAAUCCAGUUCAUUCUUCGACAACAUAUCUUCCGAAGCAAGAGAUCGCGAAGACGGUGAUCGAAGCACCGGUAGACAAAUCAGAAGCGAAGAAUACAAGAAGAACCUGGAGACAUUUGGUCAAGGAAACGUCGACGGCGGCUACCGAGGACGCGGCAGGGGUGGCUAUGGCCGUGGCCGUCAGUAUGGAGGUAAUUACCGCGGUGGCUACGGAAACCGAGGCCAUGGAUAUCGAGGAAAUCGCGGCCGGGGUGGUCAGGGACAGCUCGCUGACCAGGCUUAA